Messenger RNA from Pseudogymnoascus verrucosus, 2019 nucleotides. RefSeq lists its product as uncharacterized. Gene Ontology annotation, cellular component: endoplasmic reticulum membrane. The coding region runs from base 629 to 1510 and encodes 293 amino acids. Lineage: Eukaryota; Fungi; Ascomycota; Leotiomycetes; Thelebolales; Thelebolaceae. The transcript is spliced from 6 exons. Gene Ontology annotation, biological process: protein folding. The record is from RefSeq and is a predicted model, not a curated record.
CCUACGUAACUCCAAGUAAGAUUGUCCACUGUACAGUACUGUACGCUGCCGUGAUUCAGCCCUCUAUACCUCCCUCACUUGCAUCCCAUUCAAUCCUCUUUCUCUUUCUUCCACUGCUUCACUUUGCAAUUAACUCGAGUAACAAAGAAAACCACAAUUGCAAGCGGCUAUCAAAAUAGCAAUUAAUUAUUCCUCAUCCUUUGUUGCCCGUGACCUCUAUUCAGGAACCCGAGUCAGAAACCUAGCCUGUCAGAAACCGCGACCACGCUUGUCUCGUUUAAAGGCUGGUAACCUCAGAAACCGAACGGGCACCAGGAACUACAUUUUCAGGGGACAUUACUUCACUCUUCCCGCACUUCAACCCUGAAUUGAUCAACCUCGAAAACACUCGCUGCUUCUUCGUGGCGACUGAGAUCAAUCUGAUUUCCUCCGCUGCGAAAUCAACGUCGUCAAAUCCUCACCGCUUCGCCAAUCGCGGUACAUUGGGGCGAAGGAAGGAACAAAGGAUACCUCUUGGCGGCCUAUCGCGACGACAACGCAUCGCGCGAAAGGGCAGAAGCGACACCGCCUGCUCUGCAUUUAGACUCGAGUCCCCGAGAAAAGGACGCGACUCGCGCAAACCGCAGCUAUGGGCUCAACGCAGUUUGGAAACUUCCAUAAUUUCUGUCGGGAUUCGACCCUUCCUGUUUGCAAUCUCCUCUCUCCGACACAUGAUCAAAAUGGAUUCGGAGGAUGCGAAUUGACCGGAAUCAACCUCCCAGACGGGAAACACCUCGGCAAUAUUGGCUCGAUAAUACUUUGCGGCCUGGCUAUUCUAGUGAGCGGUUACCUGCUAUGGAGGUCUGAGAGGAAGCAAGCUGCCGUCGGCCGAAGGGAGAUGCAGCUGUUUCUGUUGGGUUAUAUUAUCAUUGAGAUCUGCGAAAUCUUCACUGUCGGAGUGUUCCCUCUCAACUACAAAGUCCGAUUGGCCUUCAGUGGGAUACACCUGGGAAUGAUCGUUGCAACGACGUGGAUCCUCAUGCUCAACGCAGCCGUCGGAUAUCAAAUCAUUGACGACGGCACUCCCAUGUCCAUUGGCCUAGUCAUCGGCUCAGCGGUUGCUCUCCUUGUCGGCACGGGCUAUAUCGCCCUGGAUACUGGCUUCAGAUGGACCGGCCACUUCGACAGCAGCUUAACCGGCAAUAACCGCAACAUCGGGCUUUACGUGCUCUACCAACUCGCGCCCAUCAUCUUCCUGGCAGUUUUCUUCAUCUUGGAAACCAUCCUUGUCCUGAGGGUUCUUGGCGAGAGGAAGCCAAUGAUCUACCUCGGAGCCGCCGCACUCUUCUUCAUUCUUGGACAAAUCUUCAACUACGUCGUGAGCACCCACAUCUGCCACGGAACCAGCGGCAAGAUCGACGGAGCCAUCUUCGAGACCCUAUUCACCCUGCUCUCUGUCGUCACCAUCUGGUACUUCUGGUCGAGCAUCACCGAGGACGACUGGCCAAUGCCAGCGGUUAACUACCCUUAAAGAAAGAACAAGAAUUAUACCUUAAUCUGGCAUCAUCUGGCAUUCGAGGAGUUUUUGGGCGGUGGGGGUGGGGUUCUGUACAAAGAGUUUAACGGUUUCGACGAAAAUCCAUGGAGGCGGAUUUAAUUCAAUUCGCCAAUUUGAUCGAGUUUGGUGGGGAGGAGGAGCAAUGCGCGAACGCAACAUAGGUAACUAAUAUGCCUUAUAUAUCACUAUGUUGAUGUGUCGGGCUGGGGAUAGAGGAUCCCGUCGUGCCCGGGGGACAUUGGGACGAUACUCUUGGACGUUGUUUUAAGGGGAGAGGGUGGUCAAGUAGUGGCCAGGAUUAUAUACCCUUCGUAGCAUAUAUGGGAAGAAUGAAGCAAUGAUUUUAUAUUAGAGAUGUCGUCCUGAAGCUAUUAUCGGGUCUAGUGUCGAGUGGUGUGAGUUUGGCACUUAUUGUAUUGGUAGUGACCUUGGCCUCAUUAUUGAUCAUAUGGGCUCCAGAAUAGCCAAUUGGAAAUAACCAC